AUCUAAUAAAGCAACUAAGCCCCAUUGCAAGGAAUUAGUUAUUUUUAAGCUUCUUGGUUUCCCUUCAUCUAUCUUCUUUCUUUCUUCAUUGUUUUCAAAAAAAACAUACACAAAAUUUAGAGUCAUAAAAAUGGUCGAUAUCGAGAAACAACCUUUGACUGCACCACAAGAAUGGGACACUGGUAUUCCCCCAUCACCUCCAUUAAAUAUCACAACAAUUCAAAGGCAGAACAGCGAGUUAUUGGAUGUUUCAUACUAUAAGUCUUUUGAAGCAAUAGCUGAUAAUGUCAUAUUUAAUAUCAGCGAAGGCCAUUAUAACGUCGAGAAAUUAAAGGAUGCCCAUAAAAUGCUAUACGAACACACACCAGAAACAGAUGAAACAGCCAGGAAAAAUAGAGAAACAUUAGCAGAACAAACAGCCAAGUUGGAAAUCAGCUUUCAAUAUCUUCGAAAAGCAGUCGCUACACUUGAACCAUCGAAGCCAACAUUAUCAGAUCUCGACCUCCGUAAUCGAAAAUACAAACAUAUUUUGAGGUCAUAUAAAGAUUUGUUGGAAAAGUAUAUCAAUAUAACAACCGAAAGUCAGAGAUACACGUCGCUUUUAUUUGAAAAACACAUUAGAUCAGUCAAUCCACAAACGACAGUAUUUGAUAUGGAACGUGCAAUUGCAUCUACCGGAGAGGAUUCGCCAUCAGUAUUUGUUCAGGUCCUAAUGCAAAGAGGCAUAAGAAGAAAUGAUAAAGAGAUACAGCAUAUGAUGAUGAUUGUCCAACAUAUUCACGGAGACCUUCGACAACUAGCGCUUACAUUUACAAAGCUAACCGAAAUGAGAAAUGAGGUGAACAUCCUAAUUGAAAAAUAUCGUCGUAGAUGGCCUGUUGUCUUACAGGAAGGAGAUAUGGUAUUUGUGAUAGACGAUGAGUUGAAUGUAUUACAAAGAACGCAAGUUGGACAGACGAUCGAUUAUGAUUCAAUUUUACGUAAACGAGAGAACAGGAAUAAACUGAUAGCUGCUAUGAUUACUUUGGUUACAAUCAUUUUACUUAUCGGUAUUGUCGUCUCUACGACUUUAUUUUCCGAUUUCUAGUUGGAAAUUACUAUUUAAUAAACAUGAAGGAUUAAAUAUUUUUGGCGGCUUGAGAAAUAUCUAACGUCUUUUUGCCCCGU
This is a messenger RNA of Mucor mucedo, 1167 nucleotides long. RefSeq lists its product as uncharacterized. The transcript has a single exon. Gene Ontology annotation, cellular component: membrane. Bases 131 to 1087 code for a protein of 318 amino acids. NCBI's taxonomy places the organism in Eukaryota, Fungi, Mucoromycota, Mucoromycetes, Mucorales, Mucoraceae. The record is from RefSeq and is a predicted model, not a curated record. Gene Ontology annotation, biological process: vesicle-mediated transport.